Messenger RNA from Rhea pennata, 5520 nucleotides. It is a transcript of the gene ARHGEF7, whose product is annotated as Rho guanine nucleotide exchange factor 7. The coding region runs from base 16 to 2427 and encodes 803 amino acids. NCBI's taxonomy places the organism in Eukaryota, Metazoa, Chordata, Aves, Rheiformes, Rheidae. The record is from RefSeq and is a predicted model, not a curated record. Gene Ontology annotation, biological process: lamellipodium assembly; intracellular signal transduction. Gene Ontology annotation, cellular component: lamellipodium; cytoplasm. Gene Ontology annotation, molecular function: guanyl-nucleotide exchange factor activity; protein binding. The transcript has 21 exons.
CUGCUGGCCGCGGCCAUGAAUUCAGCGGAGCAGACCGUUACGUGGCUGAUCACCCUGGGCGUGCUGGAGUCGCCCAAAAAGACCAUCGCGGACCCGGAGGGAUUUUUGCAGUCGUCUCUGAAAGACGGCGUGGUGCUGUGCAGGCUGCUGGACCGCCUGCUCCCCGGCACCAUCGAGAAAGUGUACCCGGAGCCGCGCACGGAGGGCGAGUGCCUGAGCAACAUCCGCGAGUUCCUGCGCGGCUGCGGCGCCUCCCUCCGCCUCGAGACUUUCGAUGCAAAUGAUCUUUAUCAGGGACAGAAUUUCAGCAAGGUUCUCAGCUCUCUAGUCGCUUUAAAUAAGGUGACUGCAGACAUAGGGCUGGGAAGUGACUCUGUAUGUGCCCGGCCCUCAUCUCAUCGGAUAAAGUCUUUUGAUUCCCUUGGAUCCCAGUCUUUGCACAGUAGAACUUCAAAACUCUUUCAGGGACAGUAUCGGAGUUUGGACAUGACAGAUAACAGCAACCAUCAGUUGGUGGUGAGAGCAAAAUUUAAUUUUCAACAGACAAAUGAAGAUGAACUUUCUUUUUCAAAAGGAGAUAUUAUUCAUGUUACAAGAGUGGAAGAAGGAGGCUGGUGGGAAGGAACUCUAAAUGGCAAAACAGGGUGGUUUCCAAGUAACUACGUACGAGAAAUAAAAUCAAAUGAAAAACCGGUCUCCCCCAAAUCAGGUACAUUGAAGAGCCCUCCUAAAGGCUUUGAUACGUCUGCAAUUAGCAAAAGCUAUUACAAUGUGGUGCUACAAAAUAUUUUAGAAACAGAAAAUGAAUAUGCUAAGGAGCUACAGACAAUGCUUUCAAACUACCUGCGACCAUUACAAGCCAGUGAAAAGUUAAACUCAGCAAAUACUUCAUACUUAAUGGGAAACCUGGAAGAAAUAAGUUCUUUCCAGCAAAUGCUUGUACAGUCUUUAGAAGAAUGCACCAAGUUGCCUGAAGCUCAGCAGAGAGUUGGAGGAUGUUUUCUAAAUUUGAUGCCACAAAUGAAAAGCUUAUACCUUGCAUAUUGUGCCAACCAUCCAUCAGCAGUGAAUGUUCUCACAGAACACAGUGAGGAGCUAGGAGAAUUCAUGGAGAUGAAAGGUGCCAACAGCCCUGGGAUCCUUGUAUUGACCACAGGCCUCAGCAAACCUUUUAUGCGUCUGGAUAAAUACCCUACGUUACUCAAAGAACUUGAAAGGCACAUGGAGGAUUAUCAUCCGGAUCGGACAGAUAUACAAAAAUCCAUGACUGCCUUCAAAAAUCUUUCUGCACAAUGUCAAGAAGUACGGAAACGGAAAGAACUUGAACUACAAAUACUGACAGAAGCUAUCCGUUGUUGGGAAGGAGAAGACAUUAAAACACUUGGCAAUGUGAUUUAUAUGUCCCAGGUCAUGAUUCAGUGUGCUGGCAGUGAGGAAAAGAAUGAAAGAUACCUUCUUCUGUUCCCUAACAUUUUGCUAAUGUUGUCUGCCAGCCCGAGAAUGAGUGGGUUCAUCUAUCAGGGAAAACUACCAAUGACAGGAAUGACUAUCACGAAGCUAGAAGACAGUGAAAAUCAUAAAAAUGCAUUUGAAAUAUCAGGAAAUAUGAUUGAAAGGAUACUAGUCUCUUGUAACAACCAACAGGAUUUGCAUGAAUGGGUGGACCACCUGCAGAAACAAACCAAAGUCACAACUGUUGGGAAUCCCACCAUUAAACCUCACUCUGUGCCAUCUCACACGCUUCCUUCCCAUCCAGUAACGCCCUCCAGCAAGCAUUCAGACAGCAAGCCAAUACCACUGACUCCUGCUUACCACACUCUCCCACAUCCAUCCCAUCAUGGGACUCCACAUACCACGAUAAAUUGGGGACCUCUGGAACCUCCUAAAACUCCCAAGCCUUGGAGUCUGAGCUGUUUACGGCCUGCACCUCCGUUACGGCCUUCAGCAGCUCUUUGUUAUAAAGAGGAUCUCAGUAAAAGCCCUAAAACCAUGAAAAAGCUGCUUCCCAAACGCAAGCCGGAACGGAAGCCGUCAGAUGAAGAGUUUGCACUGAGGAAAAGUACAGCUGCUUUAGAAGAAGAUGCACAAAUUCUUAAAGUCAUCGAAGCAUAUUGCACAAGUGCCAAAACACGUCAAACACUAAAUUCAAGUUCCCGUAAAGAAUCAGCUCCCCAAGUCCUGCUUCCAGAAGAAGAAAAAAUUAUUGUAGAAGAAACUAAAAGUAAUGGUCAAACUGUUAUAGAAGAGAAAAGCCUUGUUGACACGGUAUAUGCAUUAAAGGAUGAAGUACAGGAAUUAAGGCAGGAUAACAAGAAGAUGAAGAAAUCAUUGGAAGAAGAGCAAAGAGCUCGCAAGGACUUGGAGAAGCUUGUUAGGAAAGUUCUGAAGAACAUGAAUGACCCAUCAUGGGAUGAAACCAACUUAUAAUGAAUUUUCUUUUUUUUUCUUUCUAUUGAAAGACCAGUUGUAAAACUGAGCUGGGAAGCCUUCUGACGAUAGUCAGUGUUGCAUCAAGAGCACUACAGUACAGGAUUUAACUGGAUCUAGUGUGUUUUUUUUUUUUUUUCCUUGCUCUGAACAUAUAGAAACAGCCAAGCCAUUCACUGAAGCAAUCUAUACUUUAAGUGUGGAAACCAUGGAUCCUGAACUCUACUAAACUUAAUUUGUUUGCAUCUAAAUUACCUCAUUUUGCAGAAAGUGCAGCACCUGACUAAAAGUCCAUGUUUCAGUGGCUUUUUAAUUAAAUAUAUAUUUUUCUUGUAAAUAUCUGUAAUUUUGAAUGCAUAUGAGAUUGAUGUAUCAGGGCUGAUAUGUUUUUUUUUUCUUUUCUCCUGUUGUUAUAAUGGUUACAAGUGUUAGAAAUAAUGGCAAUACUGUCUCACCUAUGGAAAGUAAGAGUUCUUUAUGAAUAAUUACGGAUUUGUUCCAAAUUAACCAUUCAUCACACAAGCAAAUUUAAGGAGCUGUUUUUCCUAUUGACCACUGUAUUUGAAUCCUUUCAUUUAUGCUUGUGUGUACAUUUUAAAUAGUUUACAAUUCUUUAAAAGCAGUAUUAAAUCAAAAUACAGAAAAUUGUUUAUUGACAAUAGAAGUAAUUUUUAACAAAGCAAAUGCCCAUGAGUUAAGUCUCUUUACACUUAUUUGGUGGACUAACUUGCUGUGCUUUGGCCACCAAAAGGCUGAUGUGCAUGCCUGCUUUUUAUGACUGUGAUUUUUAGGUGUUUAUGUACUACAUUUUCUAUUGUUGAGCUUAAAUAUACAGCUGGCUGAUAAUUUAAUGGAUCAUACAUUUUGUUAAAGCAAAAAAAAAAUCAAUUGAAUCCAUUUUUGUGAAUAAAUUGUUGCUAUUUAUUUUUUAUGAUCACAACAAUUAAAUUCUAGCUAACCUUUGUGCAUAAGGCACAUGGGAUAGGCCAGACUUCAUUCAGAGCUCUCUUCUUAUACCACUAUAUAAUGUUCUUUUUUGUCUGGAAUUUCCAGACUGUGGAAGCACAGUCAGUCAUUCCUUUCCCAUCCUGUUUUCUCAAUAUAUUACUGGUUUCCAUCCCACUAGAAUUUAAACAGGAACAAAUCUAGAAAUAAAAGUUUUGUUCAUCAUAGAAAUUCAUAAUUUGCACCUUGUUGACAGUUAAGACAAUGCAUACAGUGAAUAUUGUUGAAAACCUGUUUUCCUUAGUCUGGUAGGUGCAAUUACUGCAAUCCUUUCCUGUAUUUAAAACAGGAGGCGAUAAUUAUUGCAAAUGGUGAGCUUCAGUUGGAGCACUUAACGUUCUAAGUCCCUUAAAGCUCAUUGUAAAAGUUUUACUGAUUUCAGUAGACUGUGGGUCAAGUUCUAACAGCUCAGUUUUGUUUUUGUUUUUUUUUUUCUGCAGUUAACAGCCAAAAGUGGAAGUAUAACACAGACCAGGUUGCACCUUUGGUCCUGACUUUCUAAUGCCCUUUAACUGCUGUUAAAUCUAUUACUUGGACUUCACAAAAAUUAUAAACAUUUGCUCAAGUUGGAUGAUUAAGGCGAUUAUGAUUAAGUUGCUGAAUGAUUAAGAUGAUAAUUUUCAUAUGCAAUUUGAAUCUGAUGAAAAGUGUGUUUUUGAAGCUGUUCUUGACUGAGAAAAGUGGAUAGUUUUUUUCUUCAAUAGGAAUAUUUGAGAAAAUUCUGUGGGAACAAAUACUUAAUAAUAUGAAUAGACAAUUAAUUGUCCAAUUUUAGAGAACUGAACAUAUCUGUAGGUAUUUAAAUUUGUGUUCCUGCAAUUUAAAAUGCUUUCUUUUAAUUCUGAAAGAACAGACUGUGUAAGAAAGAACUAAAACUGUCUAGUGUAGCUCAAUUCCUUAUAUUCACAAACCUUUAAGUUAAUGACAAUUCCUGAUACAAAAAUCUUUUUCUAUUGUUUGGAGUUGCACACAAAUGUGAACUGACAUAUAUAAUUAUCCUCAUAUUUAGAAAAUACUCUCGCUAAAAGCUAAGUGAUACUAAACACUGAAAAUUCAUUGCAUAUUGGCUAAAUUUAGAUUUGGGAAUACCAGUAUAAUUAGAAUUUUGCUAACAUGUUUUUACUUUCUAUAUUUCAGUGUGAAUUUUAAUUUUCUAUUGAGCAUAUGUGAAAGGACAUUCCAGAGGACAAACAUUACAAAACUACAGAGGACAAAACUACGAAAAAGAGGAAAACAUUAAGUUUAGCAGUAUUUAGCAAAUUUUAACUCAGGAACAACUUCUGUCAUAACUUGGUUUUAUUUUACAUUAUAUUGUGAAGAGUAGCAUUGCUGUGUAAAUUUGCUGACACUUCAGUACCUGCGAUUCUUUCUUCUGAUGGUACCCUUAAUACUGAUGUCUAAUGAACAUGCCUUAAACAUUGGGGUUAAGCAGUUGUUAAAAAUGACCAGGACUUAGGAACUGAUUUUGGUCAAGGUGGAUUUGGAUGAUGAUGAUUUUUUUUUUUUUUUUUUUAAAAAGAAAAAAAAUGUUAAUACUGUAUGUAACUUUUGUCCUUAGCUCUAGUGGAGAGAGCGAGAUUCAGGCUUUUGGGAACCAAGGAAUAUCUGAACUUUUCUCUUUUACAAUUUGUUAUACUGUAAAUAGAUUGUAAAUUUCACCAUGUGACCUUCUGAAUUGUUGGGAACUUUCUAUAAGCGUGGAUAAAUGGGGCACUGUUUAUUUAACCUUUGAAAGGGUUAUUUCUUUGCUCUCAUCAUUUAGGGAUGAGGAGAUGAAGCCAUUUCUUAUCCUGUAGAUGUGAAGCACUUUCAGUUCUGAACUGUCCAAAAUGUAGCAUAACAUUUCUCUGUACUUACUGAUGUAUGCUUGUUUGUCUCACCAUGUCAUGACAUCUUAAAGAUUAAACAACUGACUGCGUUUGUAUAAACCUUCUUAAUGCCAAUCAUUUAGGGAAUAUAGGGUGUCUGUUUACAGUAACUGUGGAGAAAUCAAAUUUAGUUUAGAUGUCACAAUAAUACCCUGUUAUGGACUACUAAAGUGUUUAUGCUACAUUGUUGUAAUUAAACCAUGAUUUUUUUCCCCUGUAA